Messenger RNA from Parastagonospora nodorum SN15, 1412 nucleotides. RefSeq lists its product as hypothetical. The record is from RefSeq and is a predicted model, not a curated record. Lineage: Eukaryota; Fungi; Ascomycota; Dothideomycetes; Pleosporales; Phaeosphaeriaceae. The coding region runs from base 1 to 1098 and encodes 365 amino acids. The transcript has a single exon.
AUGGCCGCCGACUCGAGUCCGCACUCAGACUACUUCUCCGACCCCUUUCGACCACCGUCACACUAUUCGUCCCGUGUCGAGAAGCGCUGGCCGUUAUCGCCUAGCCGUCCCGGCACGCCUUCGCAGAUGAAGCAGCGAUGCGACACACCAACAGAGCAGCACGACCAGCGGCGGCCCAAGGCUGUCGGGAGGCUGACUGAGCCUGCGCCAUAUACGCCAACGAAGAACCUCAUAUAUGGGCAUGGACAACAGGACGGCGCUCUGCGAUACCCGUACACUCCCGACUCUUCGCGCAUGCUCAGGCGCAGCACCGAGAUUCCAGCAUCGCCCGAAGCAUGGGACACGUAUUCAGAGCACUCUUCCUCACCCGUGCAGGAUGCGCUGUCGUCAUGUAUCGCGCAUUUCGAAAACCUGAUCCACUCGCAGCAGCCUGAUGAGGACCAGAUGGAGUUCAUAGUGCGCCAGUUCGAAGCCAUGACCUCGUACCUCUCAGCACCAGACGCGCAGUCCCGGCAAACAGACGACCAUCUCUUCUCCGAAGACGCACUCACGCCAGGCACUGGACUGGGCAUAUCAGAGCCGGAUGCGCGCAACGCCAAACUCGGCUACAUCUCGAACGAGGCGCACGACGCCUAUGUCACCCACGUCGGCACCUACAUUGCCGGCGUCAAGAAGUACAUCGAGGACCUCAAAAUGCGCCUCGACGAAGUCAAGACGCUCAACAGCAUCCAGCUCGACGUCAUCACCGACCUCCGUCGGCAAAUGAAGACUGUGCGCCGCGAUAUGCGAAGUACCCUCGACAUGCGCGACGACAUCAACAUGGUCGAGGAAGAGCUCGAGCGCAUCGCGGCAGCCGAGACCCGGCAGCCUGAAUUCGGUCUCGACAGCUGGGUCACGCUCGUCGACGAAGACCGCGGAAUCCCGCAGUUCGACGGCGCUGACGAGAAGGUUGUCACGGCACCCAAAGCAGACGUCGAGGCUCCGCCCAAGUCCCGCAGACGCGUCAUCACCAUCGUCCACAAGCCUGAGCGCCGCAGCUUCUGGGCCUCCUUUGGCUCGGCAUUGGAUUCUUUCGGCGCCCUGAUUCACGAGCAGUGAUUAUUUUCUCGUCCUCCCGAUUUUUCCCUUUGAGUACAUCGCAUUACUGGACCGAGCGUGGGAUGGGACAUAUACGGCCGCGAUUCCUGACACGACGAGAAAUGAUUUGAGAUAUCAUGUUGCAUAGCGAUGGAGUUUUUUUCUUACUUUUAAUUUCGUUUGUUAUCACGAUACCACGCUGCAUGGGAUGAGCGCGCUUUGCCGCGGGCGCUGCAUCUUCUGAUAUUGUUGCUUUUCUUUUUUCUUCAUGUAUAUACGAGAGAGGGAUGAGCAUGAGGGUCGAGGGCCUGGAGUCAAUGAAGAUAUUUUCCACU